AUGGAAGACAAGAGGGAGUACUUCGUGGCCAGGGCCUUGGAGUCCAAGAUGUUCCACAGCUCCCGCAGAGGGCUUGUGGAUUCAGAUCAGUAUUUUGAGAUGCCUUGUGCUCUCCCAGCUAACACUUUUCAUUGCAGCUGGCUCCUGGACCUUUCUGCACAGCAUGGAGGUAACCAUUACCUGGUUGAGAACCGAGUGAAUGGGAGACGCAGUGGCAAUUCCCUUCUGGGCGGGAAUGAACAUCAACAUGAGAAUGCAUGGGAUGCCACCUUGAAGAAUUCAAUACCCCAAGAUCUGGGCAACAGGAUCAUAUUUAUCCUGGACGAAAAUGGUCUGGACCUUGACUUCAGAAUUCAGGUGAUAUGCGCUGGUUACGAGGAGGAGAUGGACAACUUCUUCAACAGCAAUCCGGGAUUCAAGUCCCGAGUGCCCUUCACCUUCUACUUUGAGGAUUACACCUGCCCAGAGUUGGGUGAGAUUGGCCAGCUUGGCCUCAAAAAGAAGGAGCUCAGGCUGCCAGAGAACAAAGACGAGUUUGACGAAGCGAUCUUCUUUGCCACGGGAUGUUGCGAGUCGCUGGACGGGUGCCCGUCCAGCCAGGACAAGGGCAACGGCCGAGCAGUUCGGAACGUCCUGGAGGCAGCAACGAGGGCCAUGGCUACGAGGUUGCAGGGCGUUCCUCCAUCACGG
Symbiodinium pilosum is the source of this 690-nucleotide messenger RNA. The record is from the annotation of a GenBank genome assembly. NCBI's taxonomy places the organism in Eukaryota, Dinophyceae, Suessiales, Symbiodiniaceae.